AUGUACUACUACUUACUAUUCGUUACCUCUGUAUAUGGAGCGAGUUUUUACGGGGAAAGUACACGGUAUCCAAGUACUUCUAGUUAUUAUAAUCAAAAUCAGUUUCCGUAUAAGAACAAUUAUGGUAGCGAUAUAGCUCCCUUCUCUGCUAUAACGAAAUAUCCCUUUAAUACCGGAUAUUCGACGAGCCGUUUUAACUCUCCCGGAACCGGAAAUGUAUUUUUACCGAGUUACACGACACCUCGAUAUGGAAGUGACUAUGGAAAAAGCUACGGCCAGUAUGGUAACAUGGAAAAGAAUUAUGGACCUAUAACUUCGUAUGAAAGGCCGUUUCUAGGCCAAUACAAUAAUGAUUACUGUCAAAAUAGAUCGCCACAGAAUGGUAUAUGGAUUGAUAGUUUGACAGGAAUGUGGUACGGUGUGGAAUUCAUUCAUCAUUUAGCUGGAGAUGCCAGGGUUGACUAUGGAAGGACCUGCAUUGUUAUUCACAUUUCUGAACCUAACGAUAUGCCGUCUACUGAAAGACAGGAGUUACACCACGUGCAGGCCAUCAGGGCUCAGUUUAGACACGAGUACCGGCAUCUUCGGCUUUUGUGGGAUGAGGCCGGACAGACCCUUGAAUAUGCACUCUACUUCCGAAAUGACUCCGCCGGUUAUUGGCAGACGUUUGAUGUACAGAAUGGUACCCUCGCUGCUCGACCAUCAUACCAUCAGUUCACUGGCACAGUGCAGGUGUUAAAAGCUGUCAACGACCACCUGGUACUAAACUUCUGUCAGGAAGCCAAGGCUAAUUCACCUGCGCAGCUAUACUCCGUUCUUUUCUCGAGAGAGCCAGGUCAAAUGGCCCGGUGGGAAGUAGAUGCCGUACACUCCAUGCUCCAGACUAAGCAACUUUCUGUUUCCUCCAGAAGAAUGGUCUGUGGUAAUGGUACAGCUAGACAAAUGUAUGGUGUCAUGUUAUCGAUAUUGUCGUGUUUAUUUGCUUUCGUAACUAUGUGA
This is a messenger RNA of Pieris macdunnoughi, 999 nucleotides long. NCBI's taxonomy places the organism in Eukaryota, Metazoa, Arthropoda, Insecta, Lepidoptera, Pieridae. The record is from the annotation of a GenBank genome assembly.